UUUAGUAUCGAUGGUCUGUUGGUAGACGGAGUGGCUGUUGUCUCUAGGUACUUCUUGCUCUUCCGGAUCUAUGCAUCAUUUACGUUGUUGUCUGGUUUGGCUACAAGCUCGUGCGCGAGAUCAUGUGGGUGACAGGAGGCAAAUCGAAAUCAUCGACAUUUCGCGAAGAUCCUCCCUAUCAAAUGGAGUAUGUGAGACGCACCCUAGCCAAGCCAAAGAUUGAGGACAAAGAUAAGCGGAAGAAAUCGUGGAUAGCACGCUUUAUUGCCAAACACAUCUACGAAUGGGAUCCAACAUUCAAGUACUCGACACGAAUGCUCAUCACUGUUGGUGUAGCGGCGGUAGCAAUAUGGGAGUUGACGGUAGCUGUUUCCACGUUCUCUCAUCUUCUCACUGACCCACUGCAAAGUAUCGAUUUCGGUAAUAGUGAAUCUUCGAGCAGCGAAAUGAGCUACAGCUCCACGACUCUAAACUCCUCGUCUCCUACCCCCAUGGACGCCCAUUCUGAUCUCAACAGACAACGUGACGCCGCAACGUCGACGCCAAUGCUUAGCAACGCCGACUUGGCAAGACUGAGACAUGAUUUUAAUGCUUGCUUAGCCUUAGGAGUGGACUUUAUAAAAGAACUGGGAUACGCAUCUUGUGACUACAAGAACGAAACGUUGAUCUAUUAUGAUGAGAAAGGAAAUGUAGCUAAAAGUACAUCAAUUCCAAAUCCAUUUCCAACUGUACCACCCACUCCAACUGCUGCCACUAACAACAACAAUGAUUAUGACAAUAACGGAUCUGAAACGGAAGGCGGCGAAUCCGGUAUCAGGAGUAAGAUUGAAAAAUUGACCGAUUUUGUCAAAGAUUUUAUAACGUUCUUUGCUCGUGCGUUUCCCGCUUGUAUCGGAGUGUCGAUUGCAUUCAGUACGACCAUCGUAGCUCUGCAUCUGCCUCAUUUGCUGAUGUGUUACAGGAAGCACAUGAAGCGUUUGUAUCGCGGCGACAAGUUUUUUCUUCCCAGUUCAAAAAAGGCACCAGUCAAACUCGUGGCGCCUCUUUCAUAUGUUUGGCUAUUUCUUCUUUUUCUACAACACUCUCAUUGGAAUACUUUCCGCGCUGCGCAGGCUGAUCACGAGUCUGGUGCUGGGAACUAUCAUGCUCGAACGCCUCGAUCGAUCCACUCUCCCCGAGGCUGGGAAUCUCUCGACAAGGGCUUUAAGAGCUACGUCAGUUUCAUUGUAAUGGAACACGAGUUCUGUAAUCCGUAUGUGGCUACAUUCAUCUAUCUUCUGCAACAGAAUCGGGAUAUACAGUCCAACAAACAAACUGAGCUGGUGAGUGCCCACACAAAUUCCGGUGGUUUUAUUACCUACAAGUCGCGUCUCAAUCGCAACAGAUGGCUGGUCGCCUACACGCUCAUCAAUAAUCCUGCCCUGCUGGCUAACCGUCGCGUCGACAAGCUGGAGCGUGCCAGUCUCAUCACUCGCAGUCUGAGCAAGACUGUAAGUGUCAACAGCACUACAGCACUAGAAACCGUACUCUUAGAAGAAUACUACUUGAGCAAGCCCCCCCCCACAAUAACGAAUUCUAACGGACUAGUCAUUAUUCAAUCUUCUAUCAGACUUUCAUGUUGACUAUGUUGGUACACGUCCUCGAGUGUCCAACUAAUUAAUUAACUGGGUUUGUAGUCUAGGAAAACUUGCA
Molecule: messenger RNA, 1692 nt
Organism: Corticium candelabrum
Lineage: Eukaryota; Metazoa; Porifera; Homoscleromorpha; Homosclerophorida; Plakinidae
Exons: 9
Coding region: 123-1622 (499 amino acids)
Biological process (GO): vitamin A import into cell
Cellular component (GO): plasma membrane
Molecular function (GO): signaling receptor activity; retinol transmembrane transporter activity
Source: RefSeq, a predicted model, not a curated record